UUGAUUGGGCAGUGUUAGAAGGGAAGAUGGCGGUGUGUACGGUGGAGCAUGUUGUGGCGGAUGCUGGGGCUUUCUUAAAGAACGCGCCACUCCAGGAAUUUGGAAAAACCAUCUACACGUUAAAGGAAGUUGUGAAUGAAAUACGAGACAAAGAAACUAAGCGAAGACUAGCAGUUUUACCAUAUCAACUCCAUUUUAAAGAACCAUUCCCUGAAUAUAUUCGACAUGUAACUGAGUUUUGUAAAAAGACAGGAGACUACCCUAGUCUCUCAGCAACUGAUAUUAAGGUUCUGGCACUAACCUAUCAGCUCGAAGCUGAAUUUGUGGGAAUUGGCCACUUAAAGAACGAACCUGCACAAAAUGUUGAAGUGAGUACCACUUUAAGACACCCAGAGUCAAUGAUUGACGUAGCAGGUUUUCAUCUGCCAUCUAAGCAGCAUUCAGAACAAGAUUGCCCAAAGGAAGAUUAUUCACUCUCUUUAGGAUCAGAGGAAGCUUGCCAUCCAAACAAAACAAAACAUUCUCGUGAAGUGCAUGUGGCUGAUGCAUCAGAAUUUAGUACCUUUCAUUAUUGGAGAAAUCCAUUACCAAGCAUUGAAGAAGAUCUGCAAGACUUUUUGAAGAAAGAGAAUGGCUGUACUUUGAGUGAGACUUCACUCAAGCAGCACCAAGAAGAACAGUAUGAAAGUGAAAGAUUUGAGGAAAAAGACGAUGACGAUGGGUGGAUAACACCUAAUAACAUUCAGCAGAUCCGCCAAGAUAUGGGCUGCUCUGAGAUGAUGGCAAAUGUCAAAGUUGGUUGUUUGACUACAGAUUUUGCCAUGCAGAAUGUCCUUAUUCAGAUGGGGCUUCAUGUGAUUUCAUUAAAGGGAAUGCUUAUAAAACAAGCACGAAACUACAUCUUGCGGUGCCAUGCAUGUUUCAAGACCACAACUAACAUGAACAAGACAUUCUGCCCAAGCUGUGGUAACAAGACACUGAAGAAGGUAGCAGUGACUGUAAAUGAGGAUGGCAGUAUUCACAUGCAUUUCUCAAAAAACCCAAAAGUGUUGAAUGCACGAGGAUUGAGGUAUUCACUCCCAUUACCACAUGGUGGGAAACAUGGCAAUAAUCCACAUUUGACUGAAGACCAGAGCUUUCCUCAGCAAAGACUAUCCAAAAAGGCUAGGCAGAAGACAAAUGUCUUUGACCCAGAUUACAUUGCUGGGAUUUCUCCCUUUGUGGAGAAUGACAUCUACAGCAGAGCUGCUAAUUUAAACAUUCGGGACAACAGAAUUGGAGCAGGGAGGAGGAGGAUGAAUCCAAAUGCUGUAACAAAGAAGUUUGUUAAGAAGAAAUAAUUCUUCCAACUGAGAUACUGAAAAAUUGGAGUAUAAUGGUGUUUUUGAUCACUAUAUUGUAAAACUAUUUGUACAAAGUAAAUUCAACAAAAAUUGUUAAUGGAUUUUUAUUGUUGAACUUUAAAAAAAUCAACAGUACUCACCUGAAGGAAUAUAAUACUUGCAAACAUUUUCCGAAACUGGUAACCCUACUUGCGUAUAAUGUUUACACUCAAAGUAUAUUUAUAUUAAUAUUGCUAGAGGAAGAUGGUUUACCAGUCAACACUGUAUACCUUUUAACUACAUGGUCCUCUUGUCUCAUUUUGUAUAAAAAUACUCCUCUGGAAUCUAAAUCCAGAUUGUCUUUAGUUGAAACCUACUAUGUUUGCAACUUCACUAUAAAUAAAUUUAAUACAUUCACUUUC
Stegostoma tigrinum is the source of this 1744-nucleotide messenger RNA. It is a transcript of the gene nob1, whose product is annotated as NIN1 (RPN12) binding protein 1 homolog. The transcript is spliced from 9 exons. The coding region runs from base 27 to 1340 and encodes 437 amino acids. Lineage: Eukaryota; Metazoa; Chordata; Chondrichthyes; Orectolobiformes; Stegostomatidae. Gene Ontology annotation, cellular component: preribosome, small subunit precursor. Gene Ontology annotation, biological process: ribosomal small subunit biogenesis; maturation of SSU-rRNA. The record is from RefSeq and is a predicted model, not a curated record. Gene Ontology annotation, molecular function: RNA endonuclease activity.